Hirsutella rhossiliensis is the source of this 1227-nucleotide messenger RNA. RefSeq names its product peroxidase, family 2 domain-containing protein. The record is from RefSeq and is a predicted model, not a curated record. The transcript has 5 exons. Gene Ontology annotation, molecular function: peroxidase activity. NCBI's taxonomy places the organism in Eukaryota, Fungi, Ascomycota, Sordariomycetes, Hypocreales, Ophiocordycipitaceae. The coding region runs from base 1 to 1227 and encodes 408 amino acids.
AUGCACGCCCUGUUCCUGGCUGUCCUGGCCCUCACGGGGCUCCAAGCUGCCGCCUUUCCCUCGGCGCUCCUGGGGGGGGAGGUGGACGCCGAGAAGACGAAGCGAUUCACCCAGGCCGUGGCCAACAUGGAGCCUCGCCAGGUCCCUGGUGGCAACGCCCCGGGUCGGUUCAACGCCCAGCAGCAGCUCGUCUCGACGACCGGCACCCACAGGUUUAUUGCGCCUCGGCCAGGCGACCAGCGAGGACCCUGUCCCGGACUCAACGCCAUGGCCAACCACAACUACAUACCGAGAAACGGAGUCGCCACAGCUGGGCAGUUCAUCAAGGGGUGUAUGGACGUCUAUGGCAUGGGCCUCGACUUGGCCACGUUCCUGGCCGAGAUCGGAGCCGUUGUCAGCGGAGACUUGGUCGGACUCCUAGGAAGGCCGCGGGGCAUCUCCUUUUCGCACAACAAGUACGAGGCCGACUGCUCCCCAACAAGAGGUGACUAUUUUCAGUACGGCGGCAAUGCCUACAAACUGCAGCUUUCGCAGUUCCAAGAGCUGUACGAUGAGCCCCUUGGCGCAAAUGGAUACGACGUCCCUGCCAUGGCCAGGUUCCACGUGAAGCGCUUCCGGCAAUCCAAGGAGAACAACCCAUACUUCCUGCACUCAAGCGGCGCCCUCAUCGUCAGUUCAGCCACCUUCAGCUUCAUCUACCGCUUCAUGGGCAAUAAGUCGGCAGAUUAUCCCCAGGGCUAUCUCAACCAAGACGUACUCAAGUCUUUCUUUGCAAUCACAGGCGAGCCAGGCAACUUCCAGUACACUCAAGGCCACGAGCGCAUCCCGGACAACUGGUACAAGCGCGCCGUCGGCGACGAGUACAACUUGGUAUACUUCGCCAAGGACCUUUCCGAUGUCCUGGUCGCCCACCCAGAGCUGAUUGCUCUCGGGGGCAACCUGGGACAAGUCAACACCUUUGCCGGCGUCGACAUUGGCAACUUGACAGGAGGCGUUUACAACGCCCAGAACCUGGCACAGGGCAACAAUGCUGCCUGCUUGGGUUUUCAGUUGAUUCAGCUACUUACGCCCGACAUAGUCAAGGGGCUUUACUCUCUCCUUAGUCAACCGCUCGCGCGGCUCAACGAUGCCCUGGGGAAUGCCCUCUAUCCUUUGAACUGCCCUCAACUUCAGGAGAUUGACACGGAUCGACUGAACCAGUUCCCAGGGGCAAGUUUGCGUUCCUGA